Labrus mixtus (cuckoo wrasse) is the source of this 848-nucleotide messenger RNA. RefSeq lists its product as uncharacterized. NCBI's taxonomy places the organism in Eukaryota, Metazoa, Chordata, Actinopteri, Labriformes, Labridae. The coding region runs from base 102 to 641 and encodes 179 amino acids. The record is from RefSeq and is a predicted model, not a curated record. The transcript has 4 exons.
AUCUGUUUUCCUCUUGAUGCAUUCAGGUGUCGUCAGUUCUCUGACUGCAGCUUCGAACAGAUUGAAUCUCCUUUAAGCUCCGCCCACUGCAGACAAACAUCAUGACCUCCUCAUCACCAGCUCUGUCUUCAUCUUCAUCAUCAUCAUCUACCUCAGGGACUCAGCUCCUCUCCUCUUCCUCGUCUCCUCUUCGUCCUCAUCUGUCUCUGCAGAGUCCAGAGCUACAGGCCGAGUUUCUGCGAGAGUGUCAGAGCAGAUUCCAGUUCAACAGGGACGUCGGUGAAUCCAGUGAAACACACUCCCCCUCCCCCGUCACCCCCUCCUCACCUCUGCCGUCCCCCUUCAGCCCUGCACCCACCUCCUCCCCCGGCAGCUCCUCGUCCUCCUCGUCCUCCUCUCCCUGCUUCGACAACAGACGAGCUCGUCUGUCUCUGUCUCUGUCCAGCCCCGAGCUCCUGUCAGAGCUGAAGCACUCGAGGACUCGUUCCCUCCGACAUGUCCCCGCGCACAAAGGACUGACCACCGUCUUCUCUGGACGAGGACGGGGUCGAGGAGGAGGAGGAGGACAGGUGAGCAAACACAAACAGGUGUCUGGCCCCGCCUCCUCCACUCGACAAACCAAUCAGAAGACCUCCCACUGAUCUCUCAGCAGAUCCUGAACAUGGACUGACUCAGUCUGCUCUCUCUCUGCGUCACAAACACUAACCCGGACAUUCAGACCUCUUCAGACCCUCUUUUCUUCUCCCUGAGCUCAUGAACAGUUUGUAAUGAUCAACUUAUUUUAAACUGUGAAGAGUUAAGAAGUCAUUAACGUCAUGUAUGUGAAUAAAGAUGUAACAGUAGUGGAA